This is a messenger RNA of Salmo salar (Atlantic salmon), 4830 nucleotides long. RefSeq names its product hippocalcin-like protein 1. The record is from RefSeq and is a predicted model, not a curated record. Lineage: Eukaryota; Metazoa; Chordata; Actinopteri; Salmoniformes; Salmonidae. Gene Ontology annotation, molecular function: calcium ion binding.
CUGCGAUUGGUCACUCACACUCUCUCUUCUCUGUGAUUGGCAGGUUCUGACCAGGGGCCUGGUAGUGUGUGUCGCCACGGUGUUGCGUCGUUGCCAUGGGGAAACAGAACAGCAAGCUACGGCCAGAGAUGCUUCAGGACCUGAGAGAGAACACGGAGUUCUCUGACCACGAACUACAGGAGUGGUACAAGGGCUUCCUAAAGGACUGUCCCAGCGGCAACCUGAACGUAGAGGAGUUUAAGAAGAUCUACGCCAAUUUCUUCCCUUACGGAGAUGCCUCCAAGUUUGCCGAGCACGUCUUCCGAACGUUUGACACCAACAGCGACGGAACCAUCGACUUCCGGGAGUUCAUCAUCGCGCUGAGUGUCACGUCACGGGGAAAGCUGGAGCAGAAACUGAAGUGGGCCUUCAGCAUGUAUGACCUGGAUGGGAAUGGGUACAUCAGCCGUGAUGAGAUGCUGGAGAUCGUACAGGCCAUUUAUAAGAUGGUGUCGUCUGUGAUGAAGAUGCCGGAGGAUGAGUCCACGCCGGAGAAGAGAACAGACAAGAUCUUCAGACAGAUGGACCUCAACAACGAUGGUAAACUGUCUCUGGAGGAGUUCAUUAAAGGUGCCAAAAGUGAUCCCUCCAUCGUGCGGCUACUCCAGUGUGACCCCAGCUCCGCCUCCCAGUUCUAAUCCCGCCCACCUGGUCUGCCACGUCCACCCCGGUUGCUAUGGAAACGCUCAAAUCAGUGCAUCAUGGUUCUCGUCUCUCAUAUCUUUUUGUUGUACAAGUUGGAAGAAGAGUUUUAAAAUGAGAUAAAACUAAAAUCAUUCUAAUUUUAUUUAAAAAAAAAUAUAUAUAAACGAAAGAAGGGACAUGCAUAGAUUAUUAUUAAGAAGAUAAUACGACAACUGAGAAUUCAAAAAACAAGGCGUUGCCAAGGCAUUUCGUUGUCCGGUGUGUUUUCCCGUCUCUCUCCGGAUUCUGCUGAAUUCUGCUGCCUCACAACGCCAGGAAGUCCGUCGACCAUUUUUUUUUACAAAGUCGGGAAUUUUUUGGGGGGAAGAGAAUUAAGGGAACAUUCCAUCCUGAGAACCAUGCAUGGCCCUCUGUGUUCUAAUUAUUCUGUUCAAUAGAUUCUGUUUCUCCUCCAAUCAAGGCACAGCUUCUACAAUUCUCUUACAUGUUUAUGUGUAUAUAGAAUGCAUAUAUCUAUGACAUCAUACAAAAUGAAUAGCCAAGUAUAUCUGUCUUUUUUUUUAAACUCUUGUUGCAUUCAGGAGUCAGUAUUAUGUAGCUGUGCUUGCUCUGCUGAUCCGAUAUGGGAAUUCCGUAGCGGUUUUCCGUAGAGGGAAUAUGAGACAGGGAAGGGAAAGGAGUUGGGAAUUUUCCUGCUAUAUGAUCUUUCACUGUGGAAAAGAAAGCUGUUGAAGAUACCAUUUGGGCUUAAUAUUAUUGAUUAUUAUUAUUUGAUUACAUAAUAUUGUUUUCCUCAUGUUGUUUACUUAUAUUGAUUUUAUUUUAAUUAUUGUGGUUUUAUUUUCGAUUUUCCAUCGAAGACCAUCGUAACCCAAUACUGGAGAAGAAUCGAAAGAAAGAAAGAAAGAGAGAGAGAAAUAGAAAGAUACUUGGAUAAUGACUUGUCUUUGGAGACCGUCUCUUAUAUCUGUCCAAGAUGGAAUGUUGAGAUUUUAAAACUCGGCAUGGAAGGGAAAACUGGGAAAAUUUGAACAUUUGAUUCCAUAAUGCAUUUGAGCAACGAAACCGGUAGCAGUAAAUCAUAUCAUUUGAGCCGCCACGAGUGUAUGCAUGCAUGCAUGUAUGUGUGUGUAUGUCUGAGUGUGUGUGUGUGCAUGUGUGUACAGUAUGCAUGUGUACAGUUUGUAUGUCCAGGCUAACGUAACAGCCUAAUCAAUAAUGUUGUUUAUUAACAUGUAAUAUAAGUAUUUAAAAGGUAUUUAUUUAAACACUUUAUUACAUCACUGAGCAGUAAAGUACAGUCGUCACAUUGUCACAAACCACACUGCAUGGUACACACAAAAAAAACACAGAAAGUAAGAUUUGUAGUUUUUCUCUCUUCAGCAGUACUCUUACUGUAAUCUACCAGACCACGCUUACUGUAGUCUACCAGACCACGCUUACUGUAGUCUACCAGACCACGCUUACUGUAAUCUACCAGACCACGCUUACUGUAAUCUACCAGACCACGCUUACUGUAAUCUACCAGACCACUCUUACUGUAAUCUACCAGACCACGCUUACUGUAGUCUACCAGACCACUCUUACUGUAAUCUACCAGACCACGCUUACUGUAGUCUACCAGACCACUCUUACUGUAGUCUACCAGACCACUCUUACUGUAAUCUACCAGACCACUCUUACUGUAAUCUACCAGACCACGCUUACUGUAGUCUACCAGACCACUCUUAUUGUAGUCUACCAGACCACUCUUACUGUAAUCUACCAGACCACGCUUACUGUAGUCUACCAGACCACUCUUACUGUAGUCUACCAGACCACACUUACUGUAAUCUACCAGACCACUCUUACUGUAGUCUACCAGACCACGCUUACUGUAGUCUACCAGACCACGCUUACUGUAAUCUACCAGACCACUCUUACUGUAGUCUACCAGACCACGCUUACUGUAGUCUACCAGACCACGCUUACUGUAAUCUACCAGACCACUCUUACUGUAGUCUACCAGACCACUCUUACUGUAGUCUACCAGACCACACACAGAAGACGCAUGUCCCGUCUUUGCACACUCGUGUGUGUGUGUGUUUGUGUGUCCGUGUGUGCCACUUUAAAACAGACCCCUUCCCUCCUUCCCUCCCUCGUCUCCUAGACUUAGAGAACACACUAAGGGCUUCAUUAUCAUUCUCAAUCCCAAUGCGUUUGUGUUAUCUUCCUAUGUGUACUUAGCCAACAGGCAGUAGGUAGAGGAGUUGUUUUAAGACACUGAUCACCAAGAUAUGUGUCCCAAAUGACACCCUAUUCCCUAUAUAGUGCACUACUUUUGACCAAGGCCCCAUAGGGCUCUAGACGAGUGCACACUUCAGAAUGUAUACUGCAAUGCACCUCUGCUAAUGGGCUCCCAGUGUCACUGCCCCCUGGUGGUUGAAUGAGGAACCGUCGCUGCUAUACCGCUGCUAAAUUAUUUGACAGGUUUUACAGAAAUCUCAGUAGGAAGAUUCUCAGAUUUCCUGCUGAUUCCAGGAAUUUUUCCAACUGGGAUUUCUGGAGAAAUCUGGACAUUUUGGAAAAGUUACCAGAAUUUUGCAACCCUAUUCCAUCCCACCUACCCCUCUUCUAUACCGUCCUACCUACCCCUCUCUAUACCGUCCCACCUACCCCUCUUCUAUACCGUCCCACCUACCCCUCUUCUAUACCGUCCCACCUACCCCUCUUCUAUACCGUCCUACCUACCCCUCUUCUAUACCGUCUUACCUACCCCUCUUCUAUACCGUCCCACCUACCCCUCUUCUAUACCCCUCUUCUAUACCAUCCUACCUACCCCUCUUCUAUACCGUCCCACCUACCCCUCUUCUAUACUGUCCCACCUACCCCUCUUCUAUACCGUCUUACCUACCCCUCUUCUAUACCGUCCCACCUACCCCUCUUCUAUACCCCUCUUCUAUACCAUCCCACCUACCCCUCUUCUAUACCGUCCCACCUACCCCUCUUCUAUACUGUCCUACCUACCCCUCUUCUAUACCAUCCCACCUACCCCUCUUCUAUACUGUCCCACCUACCCCUCUUCUAUUCCGUCCCACCUACCCCUCUUCUAUACCGUCCUACCUACCCCUCUUCUAUACCGUCCUACCUACCCCUCUUCUAUACCGUCCUACCUACCCCUCUUCUAUACCGUCCUAUCUACCCCUCUUCUAUACCGUCCUACCUACCCCUCUUCUAUACCGUCCUACCUACCCCUCUUCUAUAGCGUCCCACCUACCCCUCUCUAUAUCGUACUACCUACCCCUCUUCUAUACCGUCCUACCUACCCCUCUUCUAUACCGUCCCACCAUCCCUCUUCUAUACCGUCCUACCUACCCCUCUUCUAUAGCGUCCCACCUACCCCUCUUCUAUACCGUCCUACCUACCCCUCUUCUAUACCGUCCUACCUACCCCUAUUCUAUAGCAUCCUACCUACCCCUCUUCUAUACCGUCCUACCUACCCCUCUUCUAUACCGUCCCACCUACCCCUCUCUAUAUCGUACUACCUACCCCUCUUCUAUACCGGUCCUACCUACCCCUCUUCUAUACCGUCCUACCUACCCCUCUUCUAUACCCUCCUACCUACCCCUCUUCUAUACCGUCCCACCUACCCCUCUUCUAUACCGUCCCACCUACCCCUCUUCUAUACCGUCCUACCUACCCCUCUUCUAUAGCGUCCCACCUACCCCUCUUCUAUAGCGCCCCACCUACCCCUCUUCUAUACCGUCCUACCUACCCCUCUUCUAUAGCGUCCCACCUACCCCUCUUCUAUACCGUCCUACCUACCCCUCUUCUAUACCGUCCCACCUACCCCUCUCUAUAUCGUACUACCUACCCCUCUUCUAUACCGUCCUACCUACCCCUCUUCUAUAGCAUCCCACCUACCCCUCUUCUAUACCAUCCUACCUACCCCUCUUCUAUAUCGUACUACCUACCCCUCUUCUAUAGCGCCCCACCUACCCCUCUUCUAUUCUCACUGCCUCUAAAACUGGUACCUUCAGUUGGAUCAAUAAAAACCUCCUAUUUCUUUAUUUUUUUCUGUUGCAUGAAAACCUCCAGCAAAGAUUGUCAUGUUUCUUCCUGUUUUGACCCGAAUCGAUGACAAAUAUACCUUAUGUAUUUCAAACA